This is a messenger RNA of Betta splendens (Siamese fighting fish), 3960 nucleotides long. RefSeq names its product neuronal pentraxin-2-like. Bases 731 to 2080 code for a protein of 449 amino acids. The record is from RefSeq and is a predicted model, not a curated record. Lineage: Eukaryota; Metazoa; Chordata; Actinopteri; Anabantiformes; Osphronemidae. The transcript has 5 exons.
UCUCUUGAUUCCUCGCGCAGGAUCCAGACAGAUGCCAAGUUAUCAGUCUGUGGCUGCACGCGUUCCUUUGGCGGUGCGUUCGGGAAAGGGGAGAGGCUGCGGGCGCAGCGGUAUCAGGCACCCCCCUGAAGCUUGUGGAGCGUUGGCUGCUUGUAUGUUUGCCAUGUUUGAGACGCAUUCAAACAGGUCAUAAAAAAGUCAUCGAGACAAACGCGGCAUGAGUCGGAUCCUCUGGGACUCAGCGAUGACGUGGCUGAGGAUGAAUAAAGCGCGCAGAUGAUGAGCGGAAGCGCCAGUGCGCACCUCCCCAUAAUAAUCCGGCUGAGCAGCGUCGCUGUCUUUUCAGCACCGCUCACUGACAACCCAACCAAGCGGAGAAGCGACUGAGUUCCUGCCGUGGAUUUUUUCCUUCACGCGAGAACAAAUUAAUAUACACGCAGGGAGGAAACAAAGCGUCGUUUUAAAUCACCUGCUGAAAAUGAUUUCUCUCAAACUAAGUAGACCAUGUGUUUAGCGGAUGUAUUUCAUCCUCGCCACUGCGGAUUACGAUUUCUUCUUUAUUAAACUAUACAAUUAUUUUUUCACACCCUGGAAAUCUCACUUGAAAUGAUCAUUUCAACGAAAAAGUUGUUAAAAGAAGUUUUUUGAUUAUUUUGCCGGUGACUUCCAAUGUAAUCUACGCCUCGUCUGUUUCGCUUCAACACCUGGGAUCAUCGCGCAUCUGCUCGGAAUGCUGACUCUCGUAGUCGGACUGUUCUACCUGCUCAGCGGACGCGCGGCGCGGAGCCAGGACGUUGCAGGCGGCCGCUUCGUUUGCAACGCCAUCCCCCCGGGCGCGGAGCCGGGAUGCGGCUACGGCGCGGCGCUGAACCGCGUCCAGGGCAGCAGCCCCGUGGAGGACGAGCUGCGCAACACCAUCAUCCAGCUGCGCGAGACCAUCCUGCAGCAGAAGGAGACCAUCGUCAGCCAACAGGGCACCAUCAAGGAGCUCAACUCCAAGCUGGCGCGCUGCGAGGCGGCCGCCGACGAGUCGUCGCAGGGCAAGUCCCGGGGUCAGGGCUCCAGGCGGAAGGAGUACGGCAAGAACACGAUGGGGGACCUGCCCCGGGACCCCAACGAAACCAUGGACCAGCUGGGCAAAACCAUGCAGACCCUGAAGGGUCGGCUGGAGAACUUGGAGCAGCAGAGUUUGCGCCUCCCCACCGCCAACGCGUCGUCCGGGGGGGUCUCCGCCCUGGCUCCGCUGCCGCCGGAGCUGCGGGAGCUGCUGCGCCAGCGUCUGGGCGCCCUGGAGACGCAGCUCCUCCGGAAGGUGGCCGAGCUGGAGGAGGAGAAGAGCCAGCUGUACAACGAAACCGCAGCCCACCGCCAGCGCACCGAGAGCGCGCUCAACUCCCUCCUGGAGAGGAUCGUCGAGCUGGAGAAAAGUAACAACGCCUUCAAGUCGCCCGAGGACUUCAAGGUGUCCCUCUCCCUCCGCACCAACUACCUGUACGGCCGCAUUAAGAAGAGCCUCCCGGAAAUGUACGCCUUCACCGUGUGCAUGUGGCUCAAGUCCAGCGCCAGCCCCGGCAUCGGGACCCCGUUCUCCUACGGCGUGCCCGGCCAGGCCAACGAGAUCGUCCUCAUCGAGUGGGGCAACAACCCCAUCGAGCUGCUGGUCAACGACAAGGUGGCCCAGCUCCCCCUGUCUGUGAGCGACGGGUGCUGGCACCACAUCUGCAUCACCUGGACGACCAGGGACGGGUUCUGGGAGGCGUACCAGGACGGCGAGCGCCUGGGCACCGGGGACAACCUGGCCCCCUGGCACCCAAUUAAACCUGGAGGUGUGAUCAUCCUGGGCCAGGAGCAGGACAUAGUCGGCGGCCGCUUCGACGCCACGCAGGCCUUCGUGGGCGAGCUGAGCCAGUUCAACAUGUGGGACCGGGUGCUGCGGCCCGUGGACAUCGUGGGCCUGGCCAACUGCUCGGCCUACAUGCCCGGCAACGUGGUCCCGUGGAUCGACGCCAACGUGGAGGUGUUCGGCGGCGCCACUAAAGCCGCCCUGGAGAUCUGCGAAGAUCGGGCUUUCGAUUCCUAAAGGAACCCGUGCGGCGCCGUCCACUCGGACUCCAGUGUUCUGACUGCGUGAUCCCAGGGAGCCGGGCGUCAGAGCAGCACUUUUACAUGUUCAGAGACUUCUCAUUGGGCUCGCGUGCCGGUGUAGUUUGGACCCUGAGGUCUCGGGGCGUCAGAGCAGCCGGCCUCAGUCUGCUGUUCUGUUGUGACCCGUCGUCCUGCGCUUUCAGCUUUUCGUUUGACUCUUUUUGCGUUGCGGUGACCGCGAGCGCACGCUGUGAGCUGCCGGAGCCCACGCCAGGUGUGAAACCAGGCGGAUGCGGAGCAGAGCACCCCCCGCCUCCCCCCUCAGUGCUGAUCACCCCCUCCCCCUGCUUCUUCCACAGUGCAGCGGUCCAGAAUGCGAUGCAUGAGGCGCACAUGUGACGGUGCAUGCUUCCCGUCAAUGCGCUCAGAGGAGAGUGUGCCGGGCGUCCAAACAAGCCAAUGCUGCGUUACGCAAGGCCGAGCGUGUGGAAACGACCGGAGCUUAUGAGGGAGGAGGGGGAGGGGGGUAUUUUCAUUGUAAAUCUACACUUAAUACCUCUCUGCCCCUUGAGCAGCUGCCACAGCCCAAACAGCUUUACGGCCGGGACAUCGGAGGCUCCACCUCCCGCAGCAACCCUUAAUUCCUCAUCUGGCUCGUAAUUAUCUUGUUUGUGAAUUAGUUUGGCCCCGAGCGGCCACUGAUCCGCCGCUGUGACAUAAUCGAUGGCUCAAACGGAGACCGGCGCUCGGCGGCCGGCGUAGAAGUUGUUUUCUGAUAGCCUUUGCUCUUGAUUGCCUCUCGCUGCACACGAACAGCUCUGCUCCACGAAUACUGCGUUGUUGUUUUUUUAAGUGUAGCAAAUCGAUGACUUCUGGCACUCGGUGAAUAAAAAUGACACAUUUGUCAGCUUUGUCAGUCCUUAAUGUCGUGGACAUUUGUUUCAACGCUGAAUUUCAGCUGUUCUGUGAAAAAGCCUGGUGCUGGAGCGCCGCGAGGGAACCUGUGACUUCCCGUCUCCUCUCUCUGGACCCGUCCUGACCGAAGCUUCUAUCCACAUGUUGCAAUGCAGUAAAGUAUGAAAGAAUGUUAUAAAGGUGCACGCUCACCUUCACGAGGACGCGAUGAAUGUCACCAAAACUUUACGAUCUGCUGCUCUCGCUCAUUGUGAAAUUGGGGUUUUCUUUCCGGUACAAACGUGUGUAUUUCUUGCUUUUCCUGCUCAUGGUUUUUGUCCAUUAGCAACACAUUGUGCAACAAAAAAAAAAAAAAGAAAAAAGCAGAAGUACUAAAAGAUGCUUUGUUUAAGCUGUGAAUGGCCUUCUGUCAGAACCAUAUGUGCUUUUGCUCGUGAACAGUUCAAACGCUGUGGUCGGCUUUUUUGGCAGCACUGAGAGCGAUCGAAGCGGCUGCUUGAGCCGCGGGAGCGUGUUCUGCGGAGGCAUCACUGCCACAGCUUCACCUGUGGAACAUGGAGCUGCACGGAGCGCUUCCUCUCUCUCACUCACUCAUCUGGGAGGCUGUCAGCGGCCGAUGCAGAAAUCCUCUGGACUGGCAGGCGUCCAGGUGCAAAUGAAAAAUUCUGCCCCUGCGGAUUACGGGAGCCGCCACAAUGUAGGGCAGCGUGGGCGCUCUCCGUCCUCAGCGCUGCCGGCGUGGGAACGCGACGACGUGAGGCCUCGGAGACACAACCAGUCACCCGCAGUCCGUGAAACGUGUGGCUUUUUAUUUUUUUGCGUAUUCUCCAUCACUGAUUUCCACCGAAUUGCUACUGUGUCAUUGCAAACCCCGAUGUUCUCGAUCUACUUGUCAAUUAUUAACGAGAUUCCAACUUGAGUUUGAAUAAAUGCUAAAUAAAUUAGUUUGUGUAAAACACA